This is a messenger RNA of Lemur catta (Ring-tailed lemur), 3134 nucleotides long. RefSeq names its product zinc finger protein 226 (gene ZNF226). The transcript has 4 exons. Gene Ontology annotation, biological process: regulation of transcription by RNA polymerase II. Gene Ontology annotation, molecular function: RNA polymerase II cis-regulatory region sequence-specific DNA binding; DNA-binding transcription factor activity. The record is from RefSeq and is a predicted model, not a curated record. Bases 906 to 3122 code for a protein of 738 amino acids. NCBI's taxonomy places the organism in Eukaryota, Metazoa, Chordata, Mammalia, Primates, Lemuridae.
AUUCAAAUUAGGUAUGGACUGUCAAACUUUUUUUUUUAAUUGCAGUAUCUUAGUUUUUAUUAGUUCAGCAUUGAGGGAACAACUUAUAAGAAAGAAAAUGAGGUUUUUCAGAAGUAUAAGAUACUUUCACAUAAACAGAGCAACAACCUGUGAACUUAGGCAUCUUAAAAUAUUCUCAUGGUAGAAAUUGCAUUUUUAGGGAUAAUUUCAAACUAUAGACUAUCCUUUACUUACUGCAGUUGCAGAGAAAUAUGAAACCUGACAAUGUUCAGAGCUUUCUACCUUGAAAUAAUCCCAUGAGGUUGGUACUGGUUUUCUCUCCCACUUACAGAUGACAGAAGUGAGCCAAAGCGAUGUUAAUUUCCCCAAGGUGGCACUGCUAGUGAGUAGCUGUACCAGGAUUUUAACCCAUGUGUAUCAAUUUCAGAGUCUACUCUUAGAUGUUGUCUCAAUUUAUACCGUACCCAGAAUAAGAAUUAACUACAGUAGAAGUACAGGCACACCAGUGAUGGGGGCCACCGUGUGGUUGGGCAGGUUGUACACUGAAAGUGGUAAAGAUGGCUAUCUGAGAUCCAUGUCAUGUUCUACUCAGAAGCCCCGUAUCUGCAGCCAUCCUGAGGAACAAGUGCGUUUUCUGCUUCACUAGGAGCAGCCACAGGGAUUAGCAACAUACCUGCCCAGUUUCCAUUGACUUCUCUCUCUUCUUUCCUAGUUCUGCUUUCUUAGGACUCUGUGCUUCCCCAGAAGGAAGAAUUAAAAAUGAGUAAGUUCAAGGAGAGUCAAGGCAUUUGAGGACCUGUUGAGUGUGCCAGGAAGCAGUGACAUUUAAGGAUGUAGCUGUGGCCUUCACUGAGGAGGAGCUGGGGCUGCUGGACUCUGCCCAGAGGAAGCUGUACCGAGAUGUGAUGGUGGAGAACUUCAGGAACCUGCUCUCAGUGGAAGAGAACAGUCAAAGUGAGUUAAGGACUAUUCAAGGUGGAGGAACAAAUGAAGAGCUUUCGUGUUGGAAAAUCUGGCAACAAAUUGCAGAUGACUUAACCAGGUGUCAAGACCCCAUGAUAAAUAAUUUUCAGUUUCACAAACAAGGUGAUUUCCCCUGCCAGGUAGGGGCAGGACUGUCUGUUCACAUUUCUGAAUAUGACAACUAUAUGCUAAAUCAUAAAGCAGAUGGUCCCAGUGAUACUGGAAAUUCAGAGUUUCUGACUUUGAGAAGCCAGGAUUCUUUGAGGAAAACUUUCCUGACUGAGUCACAGAAUUAUCAGAAUAGAUACCAGCAAAUUCCCAUGAAAAAUAAACUAUGUCAGUGUAAACAGGGUGUUGACCCCAUCAGUUGGAUUUCACGUCACCAUGAUGAUUAUAGAGCACACAAAAGUGAAAAGUCUCAUAGAUCUGAUGAUUAUGGAAAAGACAACAUGAAGAUUUUGACCUUUGAUCAGAAUAGCAUGAUUCACACAGGACAGGAACCUUACCAGUGUAACAAGUGUGAAAAAGCCUUUGGUGAUCUCUCCAGCUUUGAUCUUCAACAGCAAUUACAAUCAGGAGAGAAGUCUCUUAAAUGUGUCAAGUGUGGAAAAGGCUUUCGUUACAGCUCAGUUCUUCCUGUUUGGAGAGUUCACAUGGGAGAAAAACUUAAGUGUGAUGAAGGUGGUAGGGAAUUCAAUGAGGACUCACAUCUACAAAACCAUCGGAAUAUCCAUAUGACAGAGAAACCAUACAAAUGUAAUCAGUGUGGGAAAGGUUUCAAUCGUAGAUCAGCACUUAAUGUUCAUUGUAAGGUCCACACGGGAGAGAAACCUUAUAAUUGUGAGGAGUGUGGGAGGGCCUUCAGUCAGGCCUCUCAUCUUCAAGACCAUCGGAGACUCCACACUGGGGAGAAACCAUUCAAAUGUGAUGCAUGUGGUAAGAGCUUCAGUCGCAAUUCACAUCUUCAAUCCCAUCAGAGAGUUCAUACGGGAGAGAAACCAUACAAAUGUGAGGAGUGUGGGAAGGGCUUCAUUUGUAGCUCCAAUCUUUACAUUCAUCAGAGGGUCCACACAGGGGAAAAACCCUAUAAAUGUGAGGAAUGUGGUAAAGGCUUUAGUCGGCCUUCAAGUCUUCAGGCCCAUCAAGGAGUCCACACUGGAGAGAAAUCAUAUGUAUGUACUGUGUGUGGGAAAGGCUUUACUCUGAGUUCAAAUCUUCAAGCCCAUCAGAGAGUGCACACUGGAGAGAAACCAUACAAAUGUGAGGAGUGUGGGAAGAGCUUCAGGAGGAACUCCCAUUAUCAAGUUCAUCUAGUGGUCCACACAGGAGAGAAACCCUAUAAGUGUGAGGUGUGUCGGAAGGGCUUCAGUCAAAGUUCAUAUCUUCAAAUCCAUCAGAAGGCCCACAGUGUAGAGAAACCUUACAAGUGUGAGGAGUGUGGGCAGGGCUUUAAUCAGAGUUCACGACUUCAAAUUCACCAGCUGAUCCAUACCGGCGAGAAACCAUACAAAUGUGAGGAAUGUGGAAAGGGAUUCAGUCGUAGAGCAGAUCUUAAAAUUCAUUGUAGAAUCCACACAGGAGAGAAACCAUAUAAUUGUGAGGAGUGUGGGAAGGUCUUCAGGCAGGCCUCAAAUCUUUUGGCCCAUCAGAGAGUCCAUAGUGGAGAAAAGCCAUUCAAAUGUGAAGAGUGUGGGAAGAGCUUUGGUCGGAGUGCACACCUUCAAGCCCAUCAAAAAGUCCACACUGGAGAGAAGCCGUACAAAUGUGAGGAGUGUGGGAAGGGCUUCAAGUGGAGCCUGAAUCUUGACAUGCAUCAGAGGGUGCACACAGGGGAGAAACCAUAUAAGUGUGGGGAGUGUGGUAAGUACUUCAGUCAGGCCUCAAGCCUUCAGCUUCAUCAGAGUGUCCACACUGGAGAGAAACCGUACAAAUGUGAUGUGUGUGGUAAAGUCUUCAGUCGGUCCUCACAACUACAGUCUCAUCAGAGGGUUCACACAGGAGAGAAACCUUACAAAUGUGAGAUAUGUGGUAAGAGCUUCAGCUGGAGAUCAAAUCUUACAAUUCAUCACAGGAUCCAUGUUGGUGAUAAAUCCUGUCAAAGUAAUAGAGGUGGUAAGAAUGUCAGGGAAUCCACACAGGAAAAAAAUUCUAUAAAAUGAUUUUUUUGAAGG